GAGCCCCACUCCGCGCCUGGCUCAGCGCGCAUGCGCAAGCUGCCUGCCUCGCUCGGAGUCAGCUUGGGAAGUACGCACGCGCGGGAGUUUCUGGCAGAAAGCAGACGAGCCCCGGCCGGCGCGAGGCCUUGUGGGAGGGCUUAAGGAAGUAAAAUGGCGGACCUGGCGAACGAAGAAAAGCCUGCCAUUGCUCCGCCCGUCUUUGUGUUUCAGAAGGAUAAAGGACAAAAGUCCUCUGCAGAGCAAAAAGACUUGUCGGAUUCGGGAGAGGAGCCUCGGGGGGAGGCUGAGGCCCCCCACCAUGGCACGGGUCACCCCGAGUCAGCUGGUGAGCAUGCCCUAGAGCUACCUGCCCCCGCUAGCGCUUCAGCCAGCACUCCUGAAGCCCAGCUUCUUCCUUUUCCACGAGAACUGGCAGGGAGGUCAGCCGGAGGCUCCAGCCCCGAAGGUGGAGAAGAUUCCGACCGAGAAGAUGGAAAUUACUGCCCUCCUGUCAAACGAGAAAGAACGUCCUCUUUAACACAGUUCCCACCUUCACAGUCAGUAUCAAAAAACAAUGUUUUUAUGCCAUCAACCUUCUGCGAGCCAUCUGCAGGCAAUUCUGACUCAGAACCAGAGGAAAAGAGCAGUGGAUUCCGGUUGAAGCCGCCAACACUGAUCCACGGCCAGGCACCCAGUGCAGGUCUGCCAAGCCAGAAGCCCAAGGAGCAGCAGCGGAGCGUGCUUCGCCCAGCAGUGUUACAAGCUCCUCAGCCAAAGGCACUCUCACAGACCGUCCCAAGCACCGGCACCAACGGGGUCAGUGUCCCGGCAGACUGCACAGGGGCAGUGACAUUGGCCUCACCUGACAACCCCGCCCGGAGAAGUCCAUCUGAUGAGGUGCCAGCACUUGAGGAGAAAGAGUCCCAGAAAAAUGAAUCCAGCAAUACUUCUGAGGAGGAGAACUGUGAGAAGAAGGAGCAAGUUGCACAGCAGGCAUUUGUGUUUGGGCAGAACCUGAGGGACAGAGUUAAGUUAAUCAAUGAGAACACUGAAGUAGCGGACAUGGAGAAUGCCGGACACCCCAGUUCAGAAACACCAACUGCCACCAACUACUUCCUUCAGUAUAUCAGCUCCAGUUUAGAGAAUUCAACCAACAGUGCCGACGCCGCCUGCAGCAAGUUUAUAUUUGGCCAGAACAUGAGUGAACGCGUGUUGAGUCCGCCCAAACUAAACGAGGUCAGUUCUGAUGCCAACAGAGAAAACAUAGCUGCUGAGUCUGGGUCCGAGUCCUCGUCCCAAGAGGCCACCCCUGAGAAAGCUAAUAAUGUUGCAGAGUCCCUGGCCGAGUCGGCAGCCGCCUACACCAAGGCAACGGCGCGGAAGUGUUUGCUGGAGAAAGUGGAGGUGAUAACCGGAGAGGAGGCAGAGAGCAACGUGUUGCAGAUCCAGUGUAAGCUGUUUGUCUUUGACAAGACUUCACAGUCGUGGGUGGAGCGAGGCCGGGGGCUACUCAGACUCAAUGACAUGGCAUCGACCGACGACGGGACGUUACAGUCCCGACUAGUGAUGAGGACCCAGGGCAGCCUGCGGCUGAUCCUCAACACCAAGCUGUGGGCCCAGAUGCAGAUCGACAAGGCCAGUGAGAAGAGCAUCCGCAUCACAGCCAUGGACACUGAGGACCAGGGCGUGAAGGUCUUCCUGAUCUCGGCCAGCUCCAAGGACACAGGCCAGCUGUAUGCAGCCCUGCACCACCGCAUCCUGGCCCUGCGCAGCCGCGUGGAGCAGGAGCAGGAGGCCAAGACACCUGCCCCGGAGCCUGGAGCAGCUCCAUCCAACGAGGAUGACAGUGACGAUGAUGACGUCCUGGCUCCAUCGGGAGCCACUGGAAGUGGUGAGCCAGGCGCUGGUGACGAAGGGGACGGGCAGACAGCUGGGAGCACAUAGCGCCGGGAGCCAGCUGCCCACGAGCCUGCUGCUUUGUCCGUCUGUCUGCCCGCCCGCCCGCCCCUCCCGCCAGCAGCGUCGAGGCGUGGGGCUCGGGAACCACUCUCCCCGCUGGGUUGGCCACAGUCUGGAUCCGCACGUCCCGUUCAGAAGCAGACUCGGGAACUGCCUGAAUGUGGUUUGGGACACGAACCUCAUCAUAUUGAUGAGCAAAACAAAAAAGAACAUUUCUUCCUUACCCCUUGAAUUGAAAUGGCACAUUAAGACUUGUCACGGCUUCUCACUGGGACUGGGACACCUUGUUUCUUCACCCUGCCCUCCUUGUGUCGCCGGCUCUCCCCGCCACCGCCUCCUGCCUGGGCCUCCAGGUCUGUCCACACAUGUGUAAACACUGGGCCUGCUGGACCUUCUGUUAACUACUAUCUUUACCUUCCAUCUCCCACAUUCUGAUUGGGGGCUUCUAUUUUCAGAUCGUUUUUUCUUCCCUCAAGGCUUUGUUUUGGGUUUCGUCAAUGAAGGCUUUUGUGUGUUGCAGGCACAGCCCCGUUGUGGGCUGCAUCCUCCUUUUCCCUGUGGCCCUGGGCCCCUGUGCUCAGAGGGCUGCUUGGGGCCAGCCCCUACUCGUUCCCCACCCAGGGUUCCUCCAGGCCAAGUCAUGGGGGGAGGGGUUGGGCCCUGUGUAGUAAAGGGUCACUGGAUGUUGGAGGGCCCCAUCCUCCUGUCUGUCCCCAUAACAUGGGUCACCCAUCAUCAGGCACCCAGGUGCACACUGCUUCCUGCUGUUGGCCAUUCCUUCUUUGCCCCACCCAGGACGUCUCUGCCCCCAAGAUCAUCCAGGGCCGGGGGCCUCUGUGUGUGGCAGAAGGGGACACUAGCAGGGCCUUCAAGAAGGGGCCAGGGGCCGGUUCCAGACAGUGGGCAGAACCCGUGCUCAAGGUACACACAUUAGCAGACACCCUCUGCCCACCCCCACCCUGGAGCAUGGCCAGGAGCCAGCUGGGCACCGCCCAUCUGGGAGGCCCACAAAAAAGCUCUGUGCAUAGGGCUCUGCGAACUUUCAGAGGAAGCCACCCAACCCCUCCUCAGAGGGUGAGGAGAAGGCGUCUCUGCAGCUGUGUCGUCUAUCCCUCGGGUUUGCCGUGUGCAGCCCAACCCCGAGCCUGAGCCAUGGGAAGACACCAAAGGCCCUCCCAGCAGAUCCGGUCACACCUCUCUGCUUUAAGCCUUAGCCAACUAGUGACAAGUAAAACCAGAUAAUGCCCAUGUGUUUUGGAACAUUUAUGUAAGAUUGUCAUAUGAAAUGUAUUUGGGAACUACAUUAAAACUUUUAACUAAAA
Molecule: messenger RNA, 3263 nt
Organism: Phacochoerus africanus (Common warthog)
Lineage: Eukaryota; Metazoa; Chordata; Mammalia; Artiodactyla; Suidae
Gene: RANBP3
Product: RAN binding protein 3
Exons: 18
Coding region: 154-1926 (590 amino acids)
Biological process (GO): protein export from nucleus
Cellular component (GO): nuclear pore; cytoplasm
Molecular function (GO): GTPase activator activity
Source: RefSeq, a predicted model, not a curated record